This is a messenger RNA of Sorex araneus (European shrew), 1844 nucleotides long. RefSeq names its product ribosomal protein L22 (gene RPL22). NCBI's taxonomy places the organism in Eukaryota, Metazoa, Chordata, Mammalia, Eulipotyphla, Soricidae. Gene Ontology annotation, cellular component: ribosome. The transcript is spliced from 4 exons. The record is from RefSeq and is a predicted model, not a curated record. Bases 16 to 810 code for a protein of 264 amino acids. Gene Ontology annotation, molecular function: structural constituent of ribosome; RNA binding. Gene Ontology annotation, biological process: cytoplasmic translation.
GGGGGGGGGGGGCAUAUGGGAUGCUGGGAAUCGGACCCAGGUCGGCCGCGUGCAAGGCAAACGCCCUCCCCGCUGGGCCAUCGCUCCAGCCCAUCGCCCGGCACUUUGGAGGAACCGCCAACUCGGGGGUCGGGGGUCGGGGGCCCGCGGGCGCCAGGCCAGGCCUGCCACGUGCCGGGGGCUCGCCCGGCGCGGCGGGCGGGGAGGCCGGGCCGGGGCGGGAGGCUCGGGGCGGGGCUGGGGGGCGGCGGAGGGGCCGCGGCGAGACCCGGCCCGGAGCCCCCCGGCAGGAAGCAGCAGGAGACGCGGGCCGGGGUCCCGGCUUCCCGGUGGGAACCGGAAGGCGCCGCGGGCGCGGGGGCGCCGGGAGGCCGGGACGGAGCGCGGCUGCCCGCGAGGCGCGCCCCCGCCCAGCCCGCUGCCCCGCGGCCCCAGAAAAAACUUGUGGCCAAGGGGGGCAAAAAAAAGAAGCAAGUUCUUAAGUUCACCCUGGACUGCACCCACCCUGUGGAAGAUGGGAUCAUGGACGCUGCGAAUUUCGAGCAGUUUCUCCAGGAGCGCAUCAAGGUGAACGGCAAGGCGGGGAACCUGGGGGGCGGUGCCGUGACCAUCGAGCGGAGCAAGAGCAAGAUCACCGUCACGUCGGAGGUGCCUUUCUCCAAAAGGUAUCUGAAGUAUCUCACCAAAAAGUACCUGAAGAAGAACAACCUGCGGGACUGGCUGCGCGUGGUGGCCAACAGCAAGGAGAGCUACGAGCUGCGCUACUUCCAGAUCAACCAGGACGAGGAGGAGGAGGAGGACGAGGAUUAGUCCCGUGCCGAAUGUUUUCUAUGAGUUCUUGAAUAAAACUUGGGAACCAAAGCGGUGGUUUUGCUUGUGUGCCUGCCGUGGGCACCCUCCCUCGAGACCAGGCUAAGGGGCAGUGCCCCGGGGGGCUGGGGCGGAGGUGGUGCCCCCGGGUGCACCCUCAUUGCACUCAGUGGGGGCGCAGCCUGGGGGUUCCUGGCAGAGCCCGAGUGUGCGCUGGGCCCGGCUCCUGUCUCUGCAGCUUCUCCCACAGGCCCUGGGCCCUGACCUGCCUGACCGCCAGCUCACUGGUCUGCAGGGGGCCUGAGAGCUGGUCCCCUCCCAGGUCACUAGCCCAGGAGCUCCGGCCUGUGACCCCCCUGCCUCAGCCUCGCCUCCUCCCGCCCGCCCCGCCGCGGCACUGCACCCAGCAGGGGGCGCUGGAGGCUAGGACGCCUGGCAGGCCCAGGGUGUGGCUGGUCUCCGCCCCGCCCCAGCCUGUGGUGAGGGUGAGGUGGGACCAGAACCCCUCUGCCCUCGCCCGGCAUGUGGCAUGCCCCGGAGUUCAGGCGGGCGGACGGGUCUGAGCCCGGUGCUUCCUGCUUCCCUUCCAAAAUCCUCACGAGCCUCGGGAUUGACGCUUCCGGUUGCCAUGUGCCAAGUUCACGUUUCGGAAGCCGGCACAGCCCUGAAACGUGCUUGGCCCUCGGCUGAGCCGGACACAGGCUGAGGCUUUGCAUUCUGAGACCGGCGUCUCCCGCCGUGCGGCCUUCCGGGGACUGUUGGCCGCCCUCCGCCCGCCAGCGGUGGCUCCCGUCACCGGGUUGGCAUCCGUCCCCCCCCCGACACCCCGUCACGGGGGCCGCUGCCGGCCGGACGUGGUGUCUGUCCCUGUAGCGACUAGUCUGAUUGUUAAAAGGCGAGAAUGAACCUUUUUCAAGAAUUUUUAAACAAUUCUUGGUUUUAAAACCUUGUAAUAAAACUGUGACUCGGUUCUCUCUGAUCUCUUGUAAAUCACGGGGCUCCGGUGGUUUCUAUUAAAGCGGCUGACGCGUGGC